Messenger RNA from Cydia splendana, 2170 nucleotides. RefSeq lists its product as uncharacterized. Gene Ontology annotation, cellular component: ribonucleoprotein complex. The record is from RefSeq and is a predicted model, not a curated record. Gene Ontology annotation, biological process: retrotransposition. NCBI's taxonomy places the organism in Eukaryota, Metazoa, Arthropoda, Insecta, Lepidoptera, Tortricidae. The transcript has a single exon. Gene Ontology annotation, molecular function: single-stranded RNA binding. The coding region runs from base 451 to 1560 and encodes 369 amino acids.
GCGUCGCACCGUUGCUCAGAGUGGACGUGUGUUUGUUAAGUUGUUGUGCAUUUUUAAAUUUAAAUUUAUUUACAUUUCUCGAUGCAGUUUAGAAGUUCCCAUUUCUCGGUACCUCCUUGUCUUGCUUGGGAGAAGUUGAACGUAGCCUGUCGGCCAUAUUGACAAGUGUCGGACCUCCUGCUCUAAAGUGCGAGUAAAUCGAGUGACGUAGUCGAGUGUGAACGAAGUUUGGAGCCGGAGUGCAGUGUUACCUAAUUCAACUUUUUGUAUCUUUGCGCGGAUUUGAUCUCCCGGCCCCCUGCGUCCGUGUCGGCGGCUUUACCGCUGCGCUACGAGAGCUUGAGCGAGCCGGCGCGAAAUUGCGAUACAAGUUCAACGUCGUUAUCGGUCGGAGUGACGCGCUGCGAUAUUGAACCUUAGUGACAAGCAAAUAGAAGUCAUAUUUACAAAAUGUCGUCGUGUCAAUCCUGUGAUCUUCUGAUCAAUAAUAAUGACUAUUUACAAUGUACGGCAUGCAGUGGGCUUUACCAUUUGUCUUGCCUAGACUUAACUUUGGAGCAAGCUUUAAACGUGAGACAAGCGUGGUUAUGUUCGUUUUGUUCAUCGGUCAACACGCGGAGACGGAGAAAUGACAACACCCCCGUUCAGCGUGCUGCUUUUGACGACUCUGUCAUGUCGUUGGAUGAUUCACACGCUGCAGACAGGCCCCCCCUCGUAGUUAGAACAGACAAUAGCAAUUUGUUAGUGACGCCGCCGAAUUCCUAUCAUGAAAUAAGAAAUAUAUCUGGAAAUAGCAGUUCACUUUUAACAUCUGGUCCUGAAGCGGUAUUACACGAUAUUUUGACGAAAGUGUCGGCGUUACAGACUCAAUUCUCGGCGAUCCAAGCAAUACAAUCGGAUUUGUCCCAAGUUAAGAAUGAUAUUGCCGAGAUGAGGAGCAGUAUCGACUCCAAAUUGACUGACUUAGCCGGCAGAAUGAGCACGAUUGAGUCUCGGGUCACCGCACUGGAAGAGUGCAAAGCAGAAUUAGACGACGUAAAAAAGGCAAUCGGCGAUGUUAUAAACGAUUCCCGAAGAAAUGAACAGUGGGUUAGGCGAUCUAACAUACAAAUCAAUGGCGUGCCGGAAACAAAGGGAGAAAACUUGUUCACCAUUCUGAAAUCGUUAGCGGACCUUAGUGGAUACUCGCUGAAUACGAAUACCGACGUAGACUUUGUUACGCGUGUUGCUGUGAGGAACGACUCGGACGGCGCCAUACCGAAACCCAUUAUUGUUAAGAUGCAAGCGCGCUAUAAAAAAGACGACUUCAUGGCGUCACUUCGUAAAUUAAGAAAUUUAAAAGCUUCCGACUUAGGAUACAGUACCAGCCUUAAUCGAAUUUACGUGAAUGACCAUCUCUCGACUUACAAUAAAUAUCUACUCAAAGAGGCGAAACAACGAGCCAAACAGAAAAAAUAUCAAUUUUGCUGGGUUCGCAAUUGCACAGUCAUGGUUCGUCGCGAUGAAAAGUCCCCGGUUUUGUAUAUUGGGUCGGAAGAGGCUUUAAACAAAAUUUCAUAGGCGUUACAACUUUAGCUUUGCAUUUGUGUAUCGAAAACCUUUACCUCUAUAUUUUAUUACUUAAAUUGUGUGUAAGUGAUAUUAAUAUUUGCAGAAACAAAUUAUAUCUUGGUUGUAUUUCUUGCUAUAAAUUAGUUCAUGGAAUAUUUAUUUUCGAUUUAUCUAAGAACAUUAUUUCUUGCAUAUUAUUGCUUAUUAUUGCUGGAGCUUGGCUUGCUAUUGAAAUGCUUUUUGUUCUGAGAUCCAAAUACAAAAAUAUUGAAUUAAAUAUUAAUUUUAUCUUUAAAUAAUGGACGGUAAUAUUAGUAUAUAUUAUCAAAAUGCACGGGGCUUAAGGUCAAAAACAAUUGAAUUUCUCCGUAACGUAUUAAGAUUUGAUUACGACUUUGUUUGUAUUACGGAAACCUGGCUCCUGCCUGGAAUAUUUGAUUCUGAACUUUUCGAUUCCCGAUACUCGGUUUACCGUACUGACCGUGAUUAUGAGCGAGUAGGUAUGACGCGGGGAGGAGGUACGCUUAUAGCCGUGCAUCGUAAGUUCAGAGCUGAAGUACGCGAUCUUCACCCAUUCGUCGAUUUACUUGACGCUGACGUCACCUGGAUUGAUGUACCU